CAUUCAAAUUGAAAAAUUUUUGCACGAAGACAUUACAAAUAAACAGUAGAGUCCAUAGAAUAAAUAAAAAAAAUUGUGUUAGAAGAUUUAAGUUAUACCUUCGGAUCAAUGACAUUCGUUUUUAUGAUCUCCAAAUACAACUGGAUGGAUCAUGAUUUCAUGAAUGUCAUCCAGUUGUGAUUUUGAGAUCAGAGGUACUUGACCUUGAGGGGUUGACCAAAUACCUCUCUGUUGUAUGUUGUAUAUAAUGUACGCCCCAUAAAUUGUCUCUUAAAUCUCAACAACAUGGCGUCCAGUCCAAAGAGACAACGCACAGAAAGCCCAGAGGACGAAAAUAAGGGCGGCCAAACUGAUACUGAAUCGUCGAGUAACCUGUCUCUCGAUGAAGACAAUCAAAGUGGCAAUCCGGGUUACGCGAAGAGUUAUUCACGAGUGAGCAAAGAAGAUCUUUAUAUGAUCAUAGCUCUGUGGAUGGAAGAUUUUGUCGAUGAUCCUCCAGAAGGUUACAACAAGGUCGGAGCGGUGCUUGUGUUACCAAACGACGUGAUUUUUGCCGCAGAUUGUUCUCGAGACCGCGUCCACGCUGUAGCCAGGUUGUUGAUGAAGCACUACGAUAAAGCCAAGGGUUGCAAGAUGUUCAUGUCUCGAAAGCCGUGCCCGAUAUGUGCGAAGCUUUUGGUUCAAUCGAAAGUACAAAGAGUGUUGUUUCUGCCGUUUGAACCGGAAUACUAUCCUUCAAAUGACAACGAUUCCAUGAUGAAACAAGUCGAUAGUCUGUUCACCGCAAGCGCUAUUGCUCAGACAAGAUUCGUGUUGCAAGUCGAUGAGACUGUUCUUAAAGAUGCGCAACUGAAAACACCAUCACCAUCAAAAAUUAAAACGGGUAAAAUUAAUAAAGAAACGAAGAGCUUGGUCCGCAUGUAUGGUUUCCAAAAGAAUCCAGAGUGGAAAGAGUCUAUUGUGGAAAAACUUCCCUGGCCAUCAUUCGAUUCAGACAUAGACGGACACGUUCAAAAACGCUUUAGAUACGCCAUGGAGUGGAUCGCAAGAGUUCAAGUUCUGUCAGGCAGCGGGUUGAAUUACAAUUUUGAACUCGCCAAGCAACAGGAAUAUGCCGAUUACAAUGAUAUUGUCUUUGAUCCAGUGCUGAAUGAUUCCAACGAUCCGAAGCUGAAGCAUGCGCGUAAGUUCAUAGCUAUAGCAAGAUUUUUAUCCGAACGCACAGACGACCCAAAAGCUGGAGUUGGUGCAGUGAUUGUCAGUCCAAAAAGUGAAAUUCUCGCGUUUGGCUGGAACGGCUUUCCUCUCAAAGCACUCUAUGGCGAGUUUCCAAGAGGUUCAAGUAGCGAUCAAACUCCAGAUAAGAAGGGCCCGUAUAUCAUCCAUGCAGAGCAGAACGCUUUCUUGAUGCGAAAUCAGAAGAACAUCGAAGAAGGCUCAAUUCUGUUUGUUGCUGGUAGACCUCCAUGCGAUGAGUGUGCUCCCUUAAUUGAAAUGCAAGGCAUCAAAACAGUUGUCGUGGAUGCAGAUGCUGCUCAUGAUGUCAAUGCCCUGCGCGAAAAAGAGAAUUAUAAGCUUUUCCACGAGAAGGUCAAAGAUAACACGUUCGUUUGCUACCGCACGAAACUGCCAGUGCCAGUGACAAAAUGAUGAAACUGAUUUCAUGAACAAAUUUACCUUUUAAAUAAUUCUGGAUAUAUUACUUUGCAUGUAUUAAUACAUAUAGAUAUAGGUAAUGAUCUUCAUAUAUGAUAUAUAAUAUAUUAGUGACAAUUAACAUUAAAUCAUACCAAUUUAACUUUGAAACAAAUGUAAGCGAUAUAAGUAUUAUUUUACAACGACGUAUCGAUGCUAAUUCACGCAUUGUUUUCGAGUUGUAGUCAUUUACAUAAUAAAUUACUAGCUAUCACUAUACUUUGCAUUAUUUUAUAUUUUAUGCCUUACCACUCAGCAAAUAAAACAAUUUUUCAACGGAGAGUGCUUAUUAUGGCGAAGUGUAUAAAAUGUAUGUCGAGCCCUUUGAAAUGCGCAAAAAGUACCAGAACGAGGCUCGUCAGUCUUGCUAGUCAGUUUGCUAAAUCUAGCCUAAGCUUCGAUAUUUUUAAAAUUUAAAGGGAAAUGGCAAUAUAUUUUUUAUUUUGAUUAUAUAUAUAAUACUCUUUUAUCUUUUUUUCAUAUCUUGCUUACUUCUACAAAUAUUUUGAUCGAAAG
Paramuricea clavata is the source of this 2211-nucleotide messenger RNA. NCBI's taxonomy places the organism in Eukaryota, Metazoa, Cnidaria, Anthozoa, Malacalcyonacea, Plexauridae. The record is from the annotation of a GenBank genome assembly.